Spirodela intermedia is the source of this 8351-nucleotide messenger RNA. NCBI's taxonomy places the organism in Eukaryota, Viridiplantae, Streptophyta, Magnoliopsida, Alismatales, Araceae. The record is from the annotation of a GenBank genome assembly.
AUGUUCCACACAUCGAAAAUCAAAUUGGCUACUUUCGUUGGAAUCAUUUUAUCUGUUGCAUCAUUGAUUGUACAUCUCUACCUUGCCAAUUCAUCAAGCAGAGAGCUGAUAUACUACAGGCUGCCUGUAGAUAACCUCUAUGGACCGGUAUUUUUAUUUUCCUGUCUCAAUUUGUAUCUUCUCUAUGUACAAAAUCUCUAAUUCUGAUUUCUCCUAUGUAAAAAAUGCUGUGACAAACGUUUUGUGAAUGCUUGUAUUUAAAGAUGGUGCCUCUUUGAUGUCCAUUGUAUAGUUUUGAACGCCCUAUAUUUGUGCAGAGGUUCAAGUUCAAAGCAUUAUGGGGUCCUGUGGGUUCAUUGGUAUCACUGCAACCGUAUGCAAAUCCAAGAAAAGUAUACCCUGGUACUGCAUCCUCUGUGAUUAUUUCUUGUCUUUCUUGCUUUCCACUUGCCCGACUCAUAAUUUUUAGAACCAUUGAAAAAGUGAUUCAUACUACAUAAUGAAUGGGGAUGAACUCAGAAAGUUUUCGUCAAAUGUGGUCCGCUGGUUUUGCCUCGAAGCCUGUUAAUUAUCAACUUUAGCAAGCGCAUGGUUGUAAGGCUAAGUUAUUUGUAGGGCAAGAACCAACCUACAGCUCGUGACCAAGCUUUAAGCACAGAAGCUGACAGAUAGUCCACGAAGGAUAUAUAUGAGAAUUUAUUUAUUGAAAAUCUCAAAAUGUCUGGAAAAUAAGAGAACUGAAACUGGAAAUUUCAUAACUUAUACUUCAUUUUUUUAUGAAUCUCCUUAGUUAUAGCUUACAAUUAACGUGUAGACAUGCUGCACAUCAUUCGUAUAAAAAAUUGAUUUAUUGCCAUUUCUCAUCAAAGAAGAGAUGAACUGAAAUGUACUUCAUUAGGAGGGUGCGGGUUUAUACAUCUGCAUCAAUACAUUGCAUUCAAAUUGUUCCAAAUAAUGCUUUGUUCUAGGAAGGAGUCUUCUUGUAUGGGUUCCAUCUUUCAACAUUUUGGUCUGGGUUCUCUGAAGACUUUCCUAAUGUUUAUUCUAAUGGACAUUUAAAUCCUUUAUUUAAGUGUUUACGUUGUUCCAUGGCACAAUAAUCGCCUUGGGUGGCUGGAUUGGCUAGGCCUGAUCCAUCCCAGACUGGAGUUAGAAGGACCGAGUUUGCUUCUCUUAGGAUUCUUAAGCUAUAUCCGGGCAACAAUUUAGGCCAGCUGUAGCCAGUUGGAUUGGGUGGGCAUCUCUGUUUCUGAAUUGGAUUGAUCGCGAAUGAUUCUUCUCCUAUCUCGACUUCAGAUUGGGCACAGUUGGUUUCGCCAUACCACUGCAAAAGGAUUCCUUUGCAAUUAUCGAAAUGAAUGGUUUAAUAAAAUAUUUGAAAGAACGAACGUUAGGUUAAAGAUCAUGUGGUCGCAUGAUCAAUACUUGUUUGAUGUGACAGAAAUCUGCAAUUAAGUCUAAGCUCUUGGAUUAACUUGGAAUGCGAAGAAAACAAUAGAAUGCGGUCCUGCAAGAAACUUGUCAGUCAUGAGAAAAGGGUAAAACAUGAAGUCGUUAUUUUGGUGAAAUAUUAUCUGUUUAGGAGCAGAAUUAUGAGUGAUAUUUGCUAGACAUUGCUGAUGUUGAAAGAGUGCCAUGCUAAUUUUUGGUAAGAAGAAAAAAGCUGCAAAAUGAGGAUAACCCAGAAGUGAUUGCAAAUCCUAGGAGUUUCGUGAUUGAAUUAAUGUGUUUGUGUUAUUACUGUUGUAUGCAAUCAAGGCUUAGACAAUAAUAUUAGAAAAAAAAAUUAUUUACGGCCCUUUUCCAACUUGUUGUCAGUUUAUCAUACACUCCCGUGCACUAUGCCUAAGCCUGGGCGUACAACUCAUAGACUACUUGACAGGAGAGGGCGCCUUUAGUGUUAAAUUUCUACUUUGAGAUUGUUUUCUCAUUGCGAGGUCUACUGAUAUGUAAGCAUGACAUUGAGGACAAGUUCAUUUAAUCAAGCAUUCUGAAUGUCAAUCCCAUAUGCAUCAAUCUGUAGGAUAAGCAGGUGUGAAAUUGUAUUGUUGGCCCAUGAAUAAUAUUAGAAAAUACCCAGUUGGUGUUCGUUUCAGUGGCAAGAGUCUGUAAAGCACCCUUCGUUUAAAUCUUGAGAGUACUAAUCAUGUUUAAUCAGAUAAAUAGAUCUAUCUCUCAGUGCAUGUCAAGAACCCAAUAUUGUCUCUUACUUCUUUAGAUUUCUUAUCCUGUUCUACUUGGGCAUGCAUGAGCGGGUCAAGAAUACGAAACCAUAUGUCCAGUUUUUAUCAUCAAGUACAGUUUCAUUGCAGAUUGAAAAGACGCUGUUUUUUAUCAACAUUUAACUACGAAGGACUUCCUAUAAGUCUACAGGAUUUCUUAUUCCUAAAAGUAAUCUCGUCUUAAUGGAAGGGGGAGAUUUCUCGGGGUUUUUUUCGUCAUUUUCAUGUGAAAAGAUAAUACUGGGCCGGCAGUAAUGCUGAAUCCUCUUCAGACAAGUUUCACUUCUCAGAUUAUCUUAACUGCAUCAACAGAAUCAUAACAGCAUAUUUUAGUCUUGAAAGUUGAGGAUUGUGUUUUUCACUCUACCUGGCACAUGAGAAUAGGGUCACAUGUUCUGUAUUUUCUUUUCCUCUUUAAGUUGGUUUGCUUAUGUCUUGAAUAAUGCACUUUUUCAUGACAGCUCCAAGUGAAUCAAACAAUGGUUAUAUCUAUGCAAAGAUUUAUGGUGGAUUUGAGAGGAUCAGAUCUUCGGUAUAAUCUUGAUUCUCCAAAGUGUGGCCUGUUGAUUUUGUUUCUUGUCGGAAUCUCAUGUCGAUAUCUGUUACUUGCUAGAUCUGUGAUCUCGUUACUGUUGCGAGACUCCUAAAUGCUACUCUUGUCAUUCCAGAAAUUCAAGCAAGUCUUCAAUCAAAGGGCAUCAGGUUUGGUUUCUGGAAUACGUUUUCAAAAUGCAUGUGUUUCUGCUUGUGUGUUCUAACCUAAUUUUUUUUCUUUCUUUCUUUCGUUUGCUGCAUAGCUCAAAAUUUAAAAGUUUUUCAUAUCUUUACAAUGAGGCGCAAUUCAUUGAAGCGCUGACAAAGGAUGUGACCAUCAUUGGAAGCCUGCCUAGAAGCUUGAAGGAAGCAAGGAAAAAGAACAUUUUUCCUGUAGUUUCACCCAAGUAUUCAGCCUCCCCGAGCUUCUAUCUCGAUGAAGUCUUACCGAAGUUAAAAGGAUCAAAGGUUAUUGGGUUGGUGAUCGCUGAUGGGGGAUGCCUUCAGGUGCAGCCUUUUCACCUGUGGUGCAUAUUCUGUAUUUUUUUAGUUGUCUUACUGAUGACUGAUAUAGAGCUUUUCACUAUAUUGGGACUAGAGGAUCUAUGAAACGGAUCAUUAUUUUUUUAGUGGUCUAUUAUUUUUCAUAUACACGCCAUACGAAAAACCGCACUUUUUCUUUGAAAUGCCUUUGUUUGUAUACUCUCGCCUUAAGAUCUGUUGUAAUCAUGUGGAGAAGUAAUUUAUUUGUUUUAUUACUUGCAUACUUUGAAUAAUUUUCAUGAUUUUUUAUGUCUUGUCAUUUUUGUCUGUUUAAUGGAUUAUAACCUCCAUGACAACCGUCCAGAUAUCCAUUCACCCUCCACAACAUUUCUGCUUUGUCCUUUUUUUUCCAUAUGUAAUUUCUAUGGAUACUCUAUGAUUGGAUAUGUUUAGGGAAUGGGAUGCUUAUAAAACCUCUUCCUAUGAGAAGCGUAAAUAAGUAAAUGCAUUUUCAUUGCAUUCAGCAUGUUAGUUCUUGCAUGGCAUGUGUAAAUACGAAAACGAAAGUUCUACGCGCUGCUGUUCCAGUGGGGUGUUACCACAGUCUGGUGAUAUUUAGAAUAUGGGUCUUAAGAAUAAUAUUUAUGUAUCUAUAUAUUUAUGUUUAUGUUUCCGUAUUGUAGGGGUAUAUUUGAAAAUAAAUUAUUUGACUUUAUGAUGAUCCUUCGUGUGUUUUAGUGUUUUCCAAUAUGUAUAUUAUCAGAAGACAAUCAUAACUGGAAACGUUGUGAGCUUAUGAUCAGUGAAAUUCUCUGCAAAUAUAAUUUUCACGCACAUUUUAUAGAUUCUGCAUAUUGUUAUGACGUCAGAAGUUUCAUAAAUAAUUAUACAUGUAAUGUUGAUUAAUCUUCUUUCUUGUACAGAUUUAUUUCAGUUGGGGUUGUUUUUCUUAUUUCUAGACACGCUUUGGGUUUGUUUAUUCCACUAAAUGAAUUAUGUGUGCGGUUAGAUUGCUCAUCUCUCGAAUGUGGGCAUCUUUUUUGUUUUUUUAUUUUUGCUGCCGGUUUCAUAUUUUUGGUUCAGUUAAUGUGAAUCGAAGAAAAUUCUGCUGUGUAAGCCAAUCCAUGAAAGAAAAAAUCUUUAACUCCCUACACUGGGAGCAGAUGAAGUCUUGUUAACUUCUUAAAAUGCUUCAUGUGUAUGCGUAUACAUUUUGGUGGAUCGAUUCUUAAGCUAUACAUUCUAUUGUCGUCAUGAAAAUGUGUUCUGCUUUACACUUUUUUAUCAAGCGUUGGACUACAUGCAAAAUCUUACACAUAUACUGAGCGUAGUACUACAAUAAUUUCUUUGAAGCUCAAUGUAGCACGGAGGUGAGUGAUUCUAUCAUAGUUCCUAACCUCUAUUUGUUGAUGUGUUUUAGUAAACAUGUGCACAUACUUUUGUUUGAGCUGCCCUAGGAUCCCAUCCUGCUCUUUUCUAAGGCAAGAGCUCUUAUUGUUCUCUGAUCAUUCCCAUUUCUUUUUCCAGUCUGUCCUUCCUCCAACUAUGGUCGAGUAUCAGAGGCUCAGAUGCAAAGUUGCUUUCAUGGCUCUUGAUUUCCGCCCUGAAAUUAAGGCACUUGGAACUCAAAUUGUGGAAAGGUAGCACUUUUCAUGACCAGAUUCCUUGAUCAGAUUACUCCAAAGUGUUUAUUUGGUGUGGAAAAUUUCACUUCUUCGUAUUAAAUUAUUCAGUUACUUUCAGGAUAUGAUUGAUUCAGUUGUAGUAAUUUUUCGGUUAAUUUGGCAUAUAUUACUUUUGUGGUUUAUUGGUAAACAUGACACCUUUUUGUUGGAUAGAAGUUGGUGAGUUGUAGAUUUCUCUCAACUCUCAUCAAAUUCUUCAAAGUGAAGAGGGCCAGACAGUCUCACCCCUGAUUGCUAAAAUAUCACCACCAAAACCUAAACCCUUUCAAAGAUGUUGCAGUAGAUUAUGCAUCAUCAUAUGAAUGUGUUGCAAUAUUCUUUGAACAUAUGUAGAUUGUUGACUUUUGUCUGGUUGUCUCGUAACUUCCAAAGUAGAGCCUUGACAACAAAAGUGUACAAACUACCUAGAUGAGGGCUUUAAUGCCCCGUAAUUUGGUCUUGUCGCACAGUACCAUGUGUUUGCAUCACAAAAGCAUUGUGGUGGUCUCUUGGUUGAAAUUGUUCACUCGUAUCUACUUUUAUGUUAACUACUGAAUGAUGAAAUUUUUGUUGUCAACGUUUUAUGCGUUUUAUGCUGAUGCUUAUUUGUAUGAAUACUAAUAUUUUUGCAUAUGUAAUGGGCGUCUCUAAUUUUAUUAUUCAAUUACGUGUAUAAAACAUAUUUGAAUAUUAUUUCAGGCUCAAUAUUUUGUGUAUAUGGACACUUUUCCUGUUUAUCAAAUACUCAUGCUUAAUUUUUUAAAUUUUAAUAACCCAUCAUGUAGGCAUAAGACAGGUUCACCCUGGUCGUCUUAAAAAGCCAUAGAAAUUAUAUGUUUGAGUUCUUGAUCUCGUUAGGCUCUGACAGUUCAAGUUCCCGUGGAGAUCUGAGUCAGUAGUCGGAUUACUUGCCUUUACGUCUGGAUCUAGGUUCAACUGAACAGCUUUUUUUAGCUGAACAGCAUUAUUCAAAUUCGUUUGGCAGGUUGAGAGCUUCUGGAAAACCUUAUUUGGCGUAUCACCCUGGUCUUGUAAAAGAAACACUGGCAUUCCAUGGAUGUGCCGAGCUUUUUCAGGUCAGCUAUUCUUGUACCAUCUCAUCUGGUCUACUUGUUAUUUUCAAUCCUUCUAUAUGUUAUACUGAGAACAGGGGCAGGUGUUGAGGCAGUUUAAAGUUUCCAAUACUAAAAAUUAUGUUGUGCUUUCCUUCUGUCUUCAUUUUUUAUAACUAUCUAACCUCUGGUUCGCAAUGUGGAUUGAUCAGGAUCUUCACACAGAGCUUAUACAGCACAGAAGGAAGCAAAUGAUCAAAAAGGGGAUUCUACACGAAGAACUGAGCGUUGAUUCAUUCAUUCGAAAAAGAAAUGGGUCAUGUCCUCUGAUGCCAGAAGAGGUGGAUUCACUGUUGCCUUCUUCUGCCUUGAAGGGGUUUUUUCUUAAAAUUAAGUUAUUUUAUGUAUUUUUCAUGCAUAUCUUCAAGUAAUUCACAGUAAGUUUCAACAUAAAAUAUUUGUUUCUCCCGUCAUCCAGCCCUCAGUUGACCCACAAUUGGAAUAAUCCUGCGGUUCCUUACGCUGUCCUUGUCAUAAAUUUGAGGAAAAAAUCUAUCCUCAGACAGCCUGCAUGUGAAAAAAUAUUCUGAUCUUAUCUCCAUCUGUGAUUCUUUACUGCGUGUCUUUUGACAGGACCCCAAUCCAGAUUGGGAUUUAUCUGAUUUUUCCCAUAACCCUAACUUUGAAAACAAUAUAAAACCUAUUGAACGAUGUUGCUUGCAGAGAUUUUGGUGCAAUUUAGCCUGACCCACCCUUGCGAUCUGUUAAGCGCAUGGCCUUCACCAAUAUCCCCACUCCAGAUGGGGAGUAUCUGAUAAUACCCUUGUCUCUGGCAUCAGAAUCCGAUGAUCCUUUAUAGAUCUCGGUGCAAUUUAGUCCGACCCAAGUGAUCUGCCCUCGAUUUGAUGAGCUUUAUCUCGGGCCAACAGGCUCUUGAUCUACAUGCUAUCCGCAGUCUUCCAUUAAUAUUCCAUUCUCUGAGCUUCGAUCCCUUCACAUAGAGAUACAAACCUACCAUGAUCAUAAAUUUGCCUUGGUGAAGCCCUUCUCUUCUGCUCCUUGCAGGUCGGCCUUCUCCUCCGAGCCGUGGAGUACCCUCCGGACACCAUCAUCUACUUGGCCGGUUCUGAGACGUUUGGCGGGCAACGAGUUCUCCUCCCUCUGCGGGCCAUGUACGGCAACACAGUUGACCGCUCCUCCCUGUGCGGCAAGACGGAGCUCUCGAGCCUAGCAGGCCCUGAGUCUCCUCUCCCCCCCAGCACCGUCCAGCCGCCGCCGCCGAAGACCAAAGAGGAGCUCCAAGAGGAGUGGAAGAAGGCGGGGCCCCGCCCCCGCCCCCUGCCACCGCCGCCAGGGCGGCCGUUCUACCGGCAUGAGAAGGAAGGCUGGUACGGCUGGCUGGCGGAGGCCGAGGUUGAGCCCGAUCCCACUACCAUGGAUCUCAGGAUGAACGCCCACAGGUUGCUAUGGGACGCCCUCGACUACCAUGUCUCUGUCGAGGCCGACGCAUUCUUCCCCGGGUUCAAUGAUGAUGGCAGCCGGUGGCCGGAUUUCUCCAGCCUGGUCAUGGGGCACCGCCUGCACAAGUCGGCCUCCAAGAUCACCUAUCGCCCUGACAGGUGAGGAAGGUUUUUUGAUCGAGCUCUAGAAAGCUUUUUUUUUUUUUUGUUAGUUCCCCUGAUUCAAGUUCAGAUCUUUCUUGUUCUCUCUUGGAGUUUUUGUUAUACCCAUCUGCGGCAAUUAAUUAAGAUGAUGAUGAUGAUGAUGAUCGAGCUCUCGAAGGUUUUGUUUUUUAAUCUUCUGGUUCAAGCUGCAGACCUUUCUUGUUCUCUGUUGGAGCUUUCCUUUUACCGAUAUGUGGCAGUUAAUUAAAGAUGAUGAUGAUGGUGAUGAUGAUGAUGAUGCUCAACUGUUGAUGACGAUCCUCUUCUUCUCAAUUUGUUUUCAGGAGGAGGCUUGCAGAAUUAUUUGGGACGACCAGCAGCAAUCGCUAUCAUCCCAGUCGGAACUGGACCUUGGCAAUGAGGGAGAGCCUCAAGAAGGGAUUAGGCGUGGAGGGUCUGGCGGCGGCGGCAGAUAGAAUGACGGAGCAGCAGCCGCCACCGUCGUUCCUCUCUCACCCCUUGCCGGGAUGCUCCUGCAGAACUUCCCCGGCCGCCGGCGACCAGGAAGUUCUCCUCGGCGGCGUGGAAAUAUGCCCAGAGUGGAUGAGGUCCAGUCCUGUCUCAGUCUCCCUGAGAGCUACUGGUGGCAAGGAUGACGGCAGUGAGGAAGGCGGUGGCGGAGAAGAUGAGGUGGGUGGAGAAUUUCCACCGGAGACUGACGGCGGCAGCAAGGCGGACGCUGCCGCCGCGGGGCCCUCAGAGCAGGACGCGGAGAUGGACCCUGAUGAUUAG